AUGAGCUCACCACUUCGACCAAGCCAAUCCGCAGCAAAUCGCGGGUUGGGCAACCUGAACCGCCGAAAGAGAUCUCGCGAGCCCGAUGAUGAGACUUCUUCGAUCGCUGCUCCGCCAUCGAGUCCGCCGCCCUCGUCUCCUCCGGCCCCAUUUGGUGACGAUGAAAGCGACAGAGAUGAAGAAGCGGAAGCCCUCGGCGAUGUUGACGACCUUGAGGAAAUGGCAGAGGAUGAAGAUGGGAUUGAUCUGUUUGGUGAUAAUUUUGAGAGAGAUUAUCGGUCGACCGCCAAUGACCAAUACCGAGGGGAAUAUAUCGACGACGAUGAUCAAGUGCAAGAAGAUAUAGACCUUGGUGCGCGUCGGCAACUCGAAGCCCGAAUGUUCAAGAGAGAUCGUGAAGCAGAGCGUCGCCGUCGGAUGCCUGCAGCUUUCAUGCCGGAUGAUGAUGACGGUGACCUGGAUCUCACACGCCAACCUCGUCGGCGAAGGAACCGUUAUGACGAGGACCGAGAGGAUGUUGAUAUGGGCGAGGAGGCCAUGGAAGAGCUUACCCUGGAUGAGUUGCAGGACGUGAAGGCGUCCAACCUCACAGACUGGAUUUUACAGCCUCAGGUUCUGCGCUCGAUCUACCGAGAAUUCAAAGCCUUCCUGACAGAGUACAUCGAUGCGGCUGGCUCAUCGGUCUACGGUAACAAGAUUAAGACUCUGGGUGAGGUUAACUCGGCAUCGCUCGAAGUGUCCUACAACCACUUGGCUGAGGCUAAAGCGGCUCUUUCGUAUUUCGUCGCGAAUGAGCCUACCGAGGUCUUGAAGGUGUUCGACCAAGCCGCCCUUGAUGUUACUCUUUUCCAUUAUCCUCAAUACCACGAUAUUCACAACGAGAUCCACGUGCGCAUGACAGACGUUCCGACCACAUAUACCCUGCGGCAGCUGCGCCAGUCGCAUCUCAACUGCCUUGUUCGAGUCGGAGGUGUUGUCACCCGCCGGAGUGGCGUGUUUCCUCAGCUGAAAUACGUGAUGUUCAUCUGCCAGAAGUGUAACAUCACUCUUGGCCCGUUCCAGCAGGAGGCCAGUGCCGAAGUCAAGAUCUCCUACUGUCAAAACUGUCAGUCCAAGGGGCCGUUCACAGUGAACUCGGAGAAGACAGUGUACCGGAACUAUCAAAAAUUGACAUUGCAGGAAUCUCCUGGCUCCGUCCCAGCCGGGCGACUUCCGCGUCAACGUGAAGUUAUUCUUCUUGCCGACCUGAUCGACACGGCCAAGCCUGGUGACGAGAUUGAAGUGACUGGUAUUUACCGCAACAGCUACGAUGCACAGCUUAACAACAAGAAUGGAUUCCCUGUAUUCGCCACAAUUCUUGAAGCCAACCAUGUAGUCAAGUCGCAUGACCAGCUGGCUGGUUUCCGCAUGACCGAAGAAGAUGAGCGUCAAAUCCGUACCCUGUCCAAGGACCCCGAUAUUGUCGACAAGAUCGUCCGCUCCAUGGCACCCAGUAUCUACGGGCACCAGGAUGUCAAGACGGCCAUUGCACUCUCGCUCUUUGGUGGUGUCAGCAAAGAAGCUCAGGGUAAGAUGGCCAUCCGUGGUGACAUCAACGUUCUGCUGCUUGGUGAUCCCGGUACAGCCAAGUCACAGUUCCUCAAGUAUACUGAGAAGACAGCGCAUCGUGCAGUUUUCGCGACUGGUCAAGGAGCUAGUGCUGUCGGUUUGACGGCCAGCGUCCGCCGCGAUCCCCUUACCAGCGAAUGGACGCUCGAAGGUGGUGCUCUCGUGUUGGCAGACCGCGGUACCUGUCUCAUUGAUGAAUUCGACAAGAUGAACGACCAAGAUCGGACAUCCAUCCACGAAGCUAUGGAACAACAAACCAUCUCCAUAUCUAAGGCUGGCAUUGUCACCACGCUCCAAGCCCGUUGCGCCGUCGUUGCCGCCGCUAACCCUAUCGGUGGCCGCUACAACAGCACCGCCCCCUUCUCUCACAACGUUGAGCUCACUGAGCCCAUCCUGUCGCGUUUCGACAUCCUCUGCGUUGUCCGUGACACGGUCGAGCCAACAGAGGACGAGCGUCUCGCCAGCUUCGUCGUCGAAUCGCACUCCCGUGCUAACCCUGCCAGACCCCGUCGCAACGAGCAGGGUCGCCUGAUCGAUGACGACGGUAACCUAAUUGAUGAGGAGGGCUACCGAGUUGAUAAGGACGGAAUUCGCCUGCCUCUGAGGCCAGAUGAGAGACAGCGCCGCGAAGAGGAACAGCGCAAGGCAGAGGAAGAGAAGGAGGGCGAGAUCCCGCAGGAACUGCUCCGCAAAUACAUUCUCUAUGCCCGUGAACACUGCCGUCCCAAGCUGUACCAGAUUGAUCAAGACAAGAUUGCCCGUCUGUUUGCCGAUAUGAGAAGAGAGUCGUUGGCUACGGGUGCUUAUCCCAUUACUGUCCGUCACCUUGAAGCCAUCAUGCGUAUUGCGGAGGCUUUCUGCAGGAUGCGUCUGUCCGAUUUCUGCUCGUCACAGGAUAUCGACCGUGCCAUUGCGGUGACGGUUGAUUCGUUCAUCGGUAGCCAGAAGGUCAGCUGCAAGAAGGCUCUUUCUCGUGCAUUUGCGAAGUACACACUGUCGAGACCCAAGCCUCAAUCGAACCGCAGGGCGGGCUUUGCGACUCAGAACCCGCUUUUGAAACGGCGUCAACAACAGCAGCAGCGAGAGCAGUCUGUGGCUUAG
Aspergillus chevalieri is the source of this 2709-nucleotide messenger RNA. It is a transcript of the gene MCM2, whose product is annotated as MCM DNA helicase complex subunit MCM2. Bases 1 to 2709 code for a protein of 902 amino acids. Gene Ontology annotation, cellular component: MCM complex; nucleus. The transcript is spliced from 5 exons. Gene Ontology annotation, molecular function: 3'-5' DNA helicase activity; ATP binding; single-stranded DNA helicase activity. Gene Ontology annotation, biological process: double-strand break repair via break-induced replication; mitotic DNA replication initiation; DNA replication. The record is from RefSeq and is a predicted model, not a curated record. NCBI's taxonomy places the organism in Eukaryota, Fungi, Ascomycota, Eurotiomycetes, Eurotiales, Aspergillaceae.